This is a messenger RNA of Rhopalosiphum padi (bird cherry-oat aphid), 978 nucleotides long. RefSeq lists its product as uncharacterized. The transcript has 3 exons. The coding region runs from base 1 to 978 and encodes 325 amino acids. The record is from RefSeq and is a predicted model, not a curated record. Lineage: Eukaryota; Metazoa; Arthropoda; Insecta; Hemiptera; Aphididae.
AUGAACGAUUCUUUAGAAAUUUUGGAAACUACUAAAGGAAAAGCUUUAGCAGUACACAAUGGUUACCAAUAUAGGAGGUAUCGAACCAAUAAUGUAAAUGUUACAACCUGGGUAUGUUUGAAUGAAAAAAAGAGAGAAAAAUGCACAGGAAGAUUAAAAACAACAGAUAAUACUAUUUUAAAUGUUACUAUUCAUCAAUGUAAAUAUGACUCGGCAAAAAUUGAAGUUAAAAAAAAAUACAAUAUUGCAAAAAAACGCGUACGUGAUUCAUCAAAUUCUGCCGCUCAAAUUUUUCGUGAAGAGUUUACACCAUUAAUAGAUCAGGGAUUAGAUUUAGUGACCGAAAUUCCAGUUUACUCGUCUGUAAAAACGACAUUAAAUCGUAUACGUAGGAAAUCGCUUGGAAAUUCGUUGGAUCCUAAAUUAAGGGAAGAUAUUAUCAUACCUAGUGAUUCUGAGUUUGUAUUAUUUGAUGACGGAAAAGAAGAUAGAAUUAUAGGCUUAUGUUCAAGUAAAGGUAGACAAAUUGCUUCUGAAGGAAAAACUUGUUUUGUGGAUGGCACUUUUAAAAGCUCUAGCAAACAAUUUUAUCAAGUUUAUACUGUUCAUAUUGAUAUUGGGUCUACAAAUGACGAAAUAAAUAUAAUUCCUCGUUUAUUUUCGAUGAUAAAAGCACACAUUCCAAAUUUUAAUCCUGAAUCAUUUACAUUGGAUUUUGAAAUUUCAACUAUUCAAUCAAUAAAACAAAUAUUCCCAAAUGCCGAAAUAUAUGGUUGCAACUUCCAUUUUAAUCAAUCGCUUUGGAGAAAAGUUCAAAAUAUAGGUUUAGCGAGUAAUUAUAAAGAUGAUGCAGAUAUUAGAUUACACGUUAGAAUGUGUUCUGCCUUAGCUCAUAUUCCAAUUGAUGACAUUGACGAAGUGGCUGGAAAACCCGAUUAUUUCAAGAAGUGUAUGGAAUUGUUAUCAAAGAAGACAUAG